AUGAUGUCGUCAAACAAACUAAACGACACGGGAAGUGGUGUCCACUCAAUCGGGACAACCAAUGAUCAGUUUAAUGGGACCGUAAUUUCUAAUCAACCAAAGACUAUACACAAGAGAAGCCCUAAACAAACCAAAAGUAAUGGCAAACCCAUCGAUAAGUUCAAUGAGGAGUGUAUUAUCGCACACAACGAGUUCAGAGCUAAACAUAAAAACACCGGUAAAGUGAACACAAGUGAAGAGUUGAUCAAAUCGGCACAAGAAGUGGCCACAGAUAUGGCUAAGAAAAAUAAAUUUGCGCACUCUUGGGGUCGCGGUCUCGGCUGGAAGUACGGCGAGAAUAUGUGGAUGGCUUUGGCCUCUGGAAAGGUGUGGCAAUUGUAUGACAAACACAGGUGUCGGACGACAAUCAAGUCGUGGUACGACGAGUCCACUAAACAUAAGUACAAUUAUUCGAGCAACAAAAAUGAUCUAGUAAAGGUUGGCCAUUUCACCCAACUGGUGUGGACCACCUCACGCCAGGUCGGGUGCGCCCGAGCUAUUAAUGACAAAACCCGUAAGUGGUAUGUCGUUUGCCAUUAUAAAGAGCCGGGUAAUGAGCAGGGUAGUUUUACCAAAUACGUUAUGCCCCUUAUACAUUUUGUCACAACUUAA
Messenger RNA from Medioppia subpectinata, 651 nucleotides. NCBI's taxonomy places the organism in Eukaryota, Metazoa, Arthropoda, Arachnida, Sarcoptiformes, Oppiidae. The record is from the annotation of a GenBank genome assembly.